Molecule: messenger RNA, 1444 nt
Organism: Condylostylus longicornis
Lineage: Eukaryota; Metazoa; Arthropoda; Insecta; Diptera; Dolichopodidae
Product: homeobox protein unc-4-like
Exons: 5
Coding region: 38-1444 (468 amino acids)
Biological process (GO): regulation of DNA-templated transcription
Molecular function (GO): sequence-specific double-stranded DNA binding; DNA-binding transcription factor activity, RNA polymerase II-specific
Source: RefSeq, a predicted model, not a curated record
GUUUAAUUCACGUAAAAACAUUAAAAACUUAAUUAAAAUGGUGCUGGAACAUCAAGGAUUAUUACCCAAUUUACCGGCGGCAAGUCGUUUACAACCAGCAUCACAGAUAUAUGCUGCAUUAGCAGCACAAUUAAGUCCUAGAUCACGUGUACCACCAUGGGCACCAUUUUUACAGUUUGGUGUCCCAGCUGUUUUUGGUGGAUCAUUUUUAGCGGCAGCACGCCCACGUUUUGACCACAGUCCAAUAAACGGCAAUAAUAAUGCAAAUGGAAAUAAUUCUAAUAAUAAUGGUAAUAGCAACAAUAAUAAUGGAUCAAAUAACAGCGCGGUAGGCGGCAGUAAUAAUAGUAUUGGCGGUGGAGGUAGCGGUAGUAAUGGUAAUUCGCCUUUAAGUGUUGUACAUCAACAACAUCAACACACUUUAGCUAAUUUGAGUGGAUUAAGUGCAGCUAUGGUUAAUGCUAACGCUGCAAUGGCCGCUAAUGUUGCUGCAGCAGCACAUCAUCAAUUAUUAAAUGGUAGUAGAAAUGUUAUGCCAGGACCACCAAGUGAGGAUUCAAAUGAGGACAGAGGUUCAGCAGCUGAUGGUGAUGAUGAAAAUAGUGCAUCAAAACGUCGUCGUAGUAGAACAAAUUUUAAUUCAUGGCAAUUAGAAGAGUUAGAAAGAGCAUUUUCGGCUAGCCAUUAUCCAGAUGUAUUUAUGAGAGAAGCAUUAGCAAUGAGAUUAGAUUUAAAAGAAAGUCGUGUUGCGGUAUGGUUUCAAAAUAGAAGAGCGAAAUGGAGAAAAAAGGAACAUACAAAAAAGGGUCCAGGUAGACCGGCACAUAAUGCACAUCCUCAAUCCUGUUCUGGUGAACCAAUACCACCUAACGAAUUAAAGGCGAAAGAAAGGGCACGUCGACGUAAAAAAUUAACGAAAGCAAUUGAACGUCAAGCAAGAAAAUUACGUGCUAAAGGUAUUGCUGUCGAUUUAGAUGCACUUAAGGCUGAAUAUUUAGCACAACAUCGUGGUACAUUAAAUUUAAAUGAAUCUGAUAUUGAUGAUGAUGAAAUACAAAUUGAUGUUGUCGGAGAUGGUGAUGAUUCUGAUGAUGAUGAACCAGAAGAUUUUUCAUUUAGAAGUUCAUUUUUAAAUAGUUGCAGUAAUAAUAUUAAUGGAAAUUUAAAUAAUUUCAAUUUGAGCAAUAGUCCAAAUAGUGGUAUCAGUAAUUAUUGUAAAAGUGAAAUUGAUAUUGACAUUGAUGGUAAUAGAGAUGGUAGAGAUAGUAGUUAUGAUCGUGAUGAUGUUAUAUGUAAUGAUGGUGAUCGUGAUUCAUCACCAGUUUUAACUGAUGAUGGUAGUAAUUUAAUGCAAGAUAAUAAUAGUAGUAGUGAACCACCGAAAAAUUUAAGUAUCAGACAAAAUCCUUUUAGUAUAGAUUCAUUAUUGUAUAAUAAUACGUGA